AUUGUAUGAACUAAAGUAUUUUUUAUUCCUUCUAAGUGGCCAGAUGGAAAAGGCUACAGUUCAAUUGGAGUGAAGGACAUUUGCAAAGCACAGUUUACUUUAUGUGGAUAAAUCAUAGGUAACUCCUCUGAGAAGAAUCUAAUGGAGACCAUGAAGAUCCCAAAACCAUUUUGCAUAUUUGCAAUUUUUAUGUGUGCUGCUAUUUAUGCUGUAUAUACAAAGUGGAAUUUUGACUACAGAAGAAAAGCUGCUGACAAAGGUUUAGAAAAGCAGCUUGGUGCUGAGGCCCCAAGAAAAGAUGAGGCAGUUCUUUAUGGAAUUAUGUUUGAUGCUGGAAGCACUGGGACUCGAAUACAUGUAUUCCAAUUUGCACAGAAACCAAAAGAACUUCCUAGACUAAUUGAUACCACAUUCAAAGCAUUAAAACCAGGACUCUCUGCAUAUGCUGACAAUGUGGAUAAGAGUGCUCAAGGAAUAAAUGACCUAUUGGCAGUUGCUAAAGAAGCUGUUCCUAUGAAUUCGUGGAAGUCAACUCCCUUAGUUCUUAAAGCAACUGCUGGCUUAAGACUACUGCAGGAAGAAAAGGCACAGAAAUUAUUGGAUAAGGUAAGGGACAUUUUUCAAGAAUCUCCAUUCUUUAUAGGAAGUGAUUGUGUCUCCAUAAUGGAUGGAUCCGAUGAAGGUAUUUCAGCAUGGAUCACAAUCAAUUUUUUAACAGAUAGCUUGGAUAAUCCAACGAAGAAAUGUGUAGGAAUGCUAGAUUUAGGUGGUGGAUCUACUCAAAUCACAUUUCGCCCAAGCACUGAAACAUCUGUGGAGAACUCAACUGCUGAACACAUCACUUCAUUUAAUUUGUUUAAUACCACAUAUAAACUGGAUUCACACAGUUACUUGGGACUUGGAUUAAUGUCGGCAAGACUGGCUAUUUUAGGAGGAGUUGAAGGACAAUCCUUGAAAGAAGGUGAAGAACUAACAAGUUCCUGCUUAUCACUUAAUUAUCAAGGUGAAUGGGAACAUGCCAAGAAACUGUACAAAAUUAAAGGGCAGAAAACAGGAAGGCCUCUUUUUGAAUCAUGUCAUAAUGAAAUAUCAAAAGUGCUCAGCAAGAAAAUUCAUGAGACAGCCAGAAUAAAGGACUUGGAUUUCUAUGCUUUUUCCUACUAUUAUGACUUGGCAGUGGAUGCUGGUUUGAUAGAUAAGGAAAAAGGGGGGAUCCUACCAGUCAGGAAAUUUGAAAGUGCAGCAAGGAAGGUAUGUAAAACAAUGGAGAUUCAACAAGGAAAGCAUCCUUUCUUAUGCAUGGAUCUCACGUAUGUCAGUUUGCUGCUGAAAGAACUGGGCUUUCCAGAGAAUCACAUUCUUAAGCUGGCCCAGAAGAUCAACAACAUUGAAACCAGCUGGGCUUUGGGAGCAAUUCUUCACUACAUUGAUUCACUUCACAUGCUAUAAUAUUAGGGAUUUACUGCGUGGGGAGGUUGGACCUGAUUGGUUCCUUUGAAAAAAGACUAAAAGUAAAAUAUUAUUUUAAAUGUUGGGGUUUUUCACUAAGGGAUGCUGGUGCUUCAGUUUGGUAGCUUUAGGUACCCAAUAUUGUCCUUGGAUCACAAAUAUGUUUUAGCAUCAAGCAAAAUCAGUAACACUUAUUCUGGAAAAGAAUAGGCUAUGACAGCUAAAAUCAGAAGCAUAUCCUAUCCUUUGAUUCAUAAUGAGCAUUUGUUGAUGAUCUUUGGUUUAUUUGAUGUUCUUUAUGAGAAAGCACUUAAUCUUUAGACAGGCCUUUUGCCAUGUUGCAGUAAUCAUAUAAAAGCUAGCAUCAGAAACAAGAACAACUUUUCACUGUACACCUUUGGAUGUUAGGCUGUAGGGAUUCAGAUUUUAAAAUAUGUGAAGAUUAAUUUUUGGCAUUUGUUUAAAAACAUUGUAAUGCUUUGUGAAACUCUUACUGGUAUAUAUUUAGAUUUGCCUUUUGAAAACCAGCUUUUAAUUCUUCAGAGCUUUGGAAGUAGUGAUUUAUUUUGGGGGAGAGAAGCUGGCAAGAUGCCUGUUCUACAACUGAAUUCAGUUGAUGUUUUUGCUUUUUUUUUACUAUAAUUUCUUAUGUGGUAGAUCUAGAAUGUUCAUAAGAGGGCACAUGAGAGUUGUAUGCCAGUCUUCUAUAGACAUUUUGGUAUGUGUAGCCUCCCACAUACAACACAAAGAAAUGGUCUGGCCAAACAUCCUAAUGUGCAAAUGACUUGCAUAAAAAUGUAAGGAUCUAUAACAGUGCUUGUUAAAUUAUGAAGAUGAGCUAAAUAAUUAAAGGCAUAGAACAAGUUUUGUA
Candoia aspera is the source of this 2320-nucleotide messenger RNA. It is a transcript of the gene ENTPD6, whose product is annotated as ectonucleoside triphosphate diphosphohydrolase 6. NCBI's taxonomy places the organism in Eukaryota, Metazoa, Chordata, Lepidosauria, Squamata, Candoiidae. The record is from RefSeq and is a predicted model, not a curated record. Gene Ontology annotation, cellular component: Golgi apparatus. Gene Ontology annotation, molecular function: hydrolase activity. The transcript has 14 exons. Bases 142 to 1449 code for a protein of 435 amino acids.